Messenger RNA from Perkinsus marinus ATCC 50983, 1872 nucleotides. RefSeq lists its product as hypothetical. The transcript has 6 exons. Bases 1 to 1872 code for a protein of 623 amino acids. The record is from RefSeq and is a predicted model, not a curated record. Lineage: Eukaryota; Perkinsozoa; Perkinsida; Perkinsidae.
AUGUCUGACAGGAGAUCAAGCAAGCGAUCUGCAGCAGCGCGAGUUCGGAGGAAUGAGGAGAAGCGUGCUCGCCAACGCCAAAGUUGGAGAGAAGCUGAGCACGUUCGGUCAUCGCUGACGAAUUUAGAAGACAAGGCAGAGAAUUGGAGGUCUCAGUGGGAGUCUGACCAGGCCAAGGGCUUAACGGACGGUACGGCUGGUCCUGGGUUUUGCCCUUGGUCCAUCCCAUACGGACCUCGUACACAACUUCAGUCGUUGUUGGUCGACGCGUUGAAAGCGAAAAUUCGAGAAUUCGCAGCGACGGACUCUGGCAGGUUCGUCCAUAGAUGGUCGUCACUGCCGCGCGCUGAACAGGGUGGUUUUGAUUGGAGCAGUGUUGAACGCGAUCUCUAUAUUCUCGCUGAUCAGUUGAGAGACGAAUGGUGUGCUCUGCUUCACGUGGAUGGGCGCGUUGCACGCUCAGGCUCGUCGUUACGGCCCCUCCUACUUUCUAAGCUAGCGGCUGUAUUCAAUCCGAACUUUCCUGAAGACUGGCAGAUCAUUGAGGACGUCGAUCGAGGUAUGAAUAUUGGUGUGAGGGAACCGAUUGAAAUGGCUGGCUGUUGGCCACCCUACAAGGCUAAAGAUGUGCCAGGUCACCCUAUCACGCUGUUCGAGAAGGACAGCUUCAGGAAUUAUAAAUCGGCCGAGACGGAGGAAGGGCGAAGGAUCGUAGCAGACUGUCUCGGGAAAGAGAUCGAGAAGGGAUACCUAGUCAAGGAGACAGACCCUGAUCACUUACCAGCUGAUGCGAUAGUUAGUAAGAUCGCCUUACUUGAGAAGCCCGGCAGAGUUCCGAGAGCAUUCAGAUUGAUAUCUGACCUUAGGCGAAGCGGUGCCAAUGAUGCCAUCAAGAAGAGCGGCCAUCUCAAGGAUACGGCUUCCCUUCCUGGCCUUCGGGCGGUGGCUCUGUUGGCGGCACACGCUGUGGAACGCUUCGGAGUGAGUGCGAGAUUCAUAGAGUUGGAUGCUGCGGAAGCGUUCCGCCAGCUGGCCGUGGAUUCUCGCGAUGAAAAGUAUCUGUAUGGUCGCCUCCAUCUCGAGGUCGAGAUCCCACCAGAGAAGGUGGUCAUGAUAUGCCAGCAGGGCGAUCAUAUCCUCGAGCAGUACAACACUAAGCAUAAGGUCGCCAUCAAGGACGUGGAGUCCUUCCUUGCUCUUUACUCUUGGUGCCACAAGCUGAAGUCAGUGGCAGGGGCAAAUGGGAAACCCCUGCACUCGGCAUAUCUCGGGAGGAAAGCCGCGGAGAAGAUCAAUCUCCUCCUAGAGGAUAUCUUGGGCGUACGGCUCUCUGGUACUCAACAUAUGAUAGUAAUCACCGACGCCAGUCUCGCAGGGUUCGCUGGUACAAUGCUCAUUGGGAGUCAGAGAUAUUGGUUCUGCGAACUGGAGUCAGGACACAUCAGUACACUCGAGUUACUGGCUGCGAUCGUCGCUGUGCUGGCUUCAGUGCGCAGCUGCGGUAUCGACAGAACCGAGGCGGACUUCACCGUCCUAAGCGACAACAUCUCCACAGUUGAAGCCUUGAAUAAGGGUACUAGUGGUUCACAGCGUAUGGCGGAUCUCUUGGCAAGACUUUCGGCGAUGGGCAUGAACCAUCGUUCAAUUCGCGCCUUUCAUCUACCCGGAACUGAGAACGUCAUAAGUGAUAGCCUCUCGCGCGAUGGCGUUCCUCGCCCUGCAAUUGCUCGUGUCAUCGGUGAGCGCGUCGAUAUACAACCUGUGUUGCAGGAGAUAUUACGCACUGAUCCGUUGAAGGCCCCAAUCUGCUUGAUGGCUAGCAAAGCCGGCAAAGCUCGUAUUGUACUUGGAGUUAACUGCCCUCUCUUAUAA